This is a messenger RNA of Ilex paraguariensis (yerba mate), 1224 nucleotides long. Lineage: Eukaryota; Viridiplantae; Streptophyta; Magnoliopsida; Aquifoliales; Aquifoliaceae. The record is from the annotation of a GenBank genome assembly.
AUGGCGGAUGGAUUGCAGCAUCCAUCUGUAUUUCAAAAGAUUCAUGGGCAACCGUUCCUCUUCUGUCGGAUAUCCUCCAACUUGCAUUCCAGGAAUAGCUUUGCACAUUGUCACACUGGUGCAUAUGUGAAUGGAGGUCUGCAGAGUCCACUCCUGCUAUCAUGCAAAGGCACUGGCCUGGAAUUUGCAUGGCCACUGUCUCCUGUUUUCAUAAAAGCUCCAUCGGAAAAAGGGUUUCGUAGUUUUAUGGAGGAUUUCCUCAUGGGAGGAGUUGCUGCAGCUGUCUCCAAGACUGCUGCUGCUCCAAUAGAGCGAGUUAAGCUUUUGCUUCAGAAUCAGGAUGAGCUGAUCAAAACUGGUCGGCUGUCUGAACCAUACAAGGGGAUUACUGACUGCUUUGUCAGGAUUGUUAGGGAGGAAGGUGUCCUUUCUCUAUGGAGAGGCAACACUGCUAAUGUAAUCAGAUACUUCCCCACUCAGGCCCUGAACUUUGCUUUCAAAGAUUACUAUAAGAGGCUAUUUAACUUCAAGAAGGACAAGGAUGGCUACUGGAAGUGGUUUGCCGGGAACUUGGCAUCUGGAGGUGCUGCCGGUGCUUCAUCUCUUCUGUUUUUUUAUCACCUGGAUUAUGCACGAACACGUUUGGCCGCUGAUGCUAAGGCUGCCAGCAAGGGUGGUGAAAGGCAGUUUAGUGGAUUGAUUGAUGUUUACAAGAAAACUCUGCAAACUGAUGGUAUUGUUGGGCUUUACCGUGGAUUCUGCAUUUCUUGUGUUGGGAUUAUAGUGUACCGAGGGCUUUACUUCGGAAUGUAUGAUUCGCUCAAACCUGUGGUUCUUGUUGGCCCAAUGCAAGUAAGUGAAAUUAUGGGGUGCAUGGUUGUGAAUAUAAUUUUGUUUCUCCUCCCUUCAACCAUUGUUCAAAGGGAUAGCUUCUGGUCAAGUUUCGUGCUGGGAUGGGGUAUUACCACUGGUGCUGGAUUGGCUUCUUACCCAUUUGAUACUGUGCGUAGAAGAAUGAUGAUGACCUCUGGUGAACCGGUCAAAUACAAGAGCUCAUUGAACGCGUUCUCUCAGAUCAUCAAGAACGAAGGGUUUAAAUCACUUUUUAAGGGUGCGGGAGCAAACAUCCUGCGUGCUGUUGCUGGUGCUGGUGCACUUGCUGGUUAUGACAAGUUGCAGCUCCUUGUGCUAGGCAAGAAAUAUGGAUCUGAUGGGGGUGGUUAA